AUGGUCCAACGAAACAAGUCGGGUACUCUUCCCACCACUGCAUCCUGCUUUGUCCAGCAGCGAAACAAGUCGGGUACUCUUCCCACCACUGCAUCCUGCUUUGUCCAGCAGCGAAACAAGUCGGGUACUCUUCCCACCACUGCAUCCUGCUUUGUCCAGCAGCGAAACAAGUCGGGUACUCUUCCCACCACUGCAUCCUGCUUUGUCCAGCAGCGAAACAAGUCGGGUACUCUUCCCACCACUGCAUCCUGCUUUGUCCAGCAGCGAAACAAGUCGGGUACUCUUCCCACCACUGCAUACUGCUUUGUCCAGCAGCGAAACAAGUCGGGUACUCUUCCCACCACUGCAUCCUGCUUUGUCCAGCAGCGAAACAAGUCGGGUACUCUUCCCACCACUGCAUCCUGCUUUGUCCAGCAGCGAAACAAGUCGGGUACUCUUCCCACCACUGCAUCCUGCUUUGUCCAGCAGCGAAACAAGUCGGGUACUCUUCCCACCACUGCAUCCUGCUUUGUCCAGCAGCGAAACAAGUCGGGUACUCUUCCCACCACUGCAUCCUGCUUUGUCCAGCAGCGAAACAAGUCGGGUACUCUUCCCACCACUGCAUCCUGCUUUGUCCAGCAGAGAAACAAGUCGGGUACUCUUCCCACCACUGCAUCCUGCUUUGUCCAGCAGCGAAACAAGUCGGGUACUCUUCCCACCACUGCAUCCUGCUUUGUCCAGCAGCGAAACAAGUCGGGUACUCUUCCCACCACUGCAUCCUGCUUUGUCCAGCAGAGAAACAAGUCGGGUACUCUUCCCACCACUGCAUCCUGCUUUGUCCAGCAGCGAAACAAGUCGGGUACUCUUCCCACCACUGCAUCCUGCUUUGUCCAGCAGCGAAACAAGUCGGGUACUCUUCCCACCACUGCAUCCUGCUUUGUCCAGCAGCGAAACAAGUCGGGUACUCUUCCCACCACUGCAUCCUGCUUUGUCCAGCAGCGAAACAAGUCGGGUACUCUUCCCACCACUGCAUCCUGCUUUGUCCAGCAGCGAAACAAGUCGGGUACUCUUCCCACCACUGCAUCCUGCUUUGUCCAGCAGAGAAACAAGUCGGGUACUCUUCCCACCACUGCAUCCUGCUUUGUCCAGCAGCGAAACAAGUCGGGUACUCUUCCCUCCACUGCAUCCUGCUUUGUCCAGCAGCGAAACAAGUCGGGUACUCUUCCCACCACUGCAUCCUGCUUUGUCCAGCAGAGAAACAAGUCGGGUAUUCUUCCCACCACUGCAUCCUGCUUUGUCCAGCAGCGAAACAAGUCGGGUACUCUUCCCACCACUGCAUCCUGCUUUGUCCAGCAGAGAAACAAGUCGGGUACUCUUCCCACCACUGCAUCCUGCUUUGUCCAGCAGCGAAAGAAGUCGGGUACUCUUCCCACCACUGCAUCCUGCUUUGUCCAGCAGCGAAACAAGUCGGGUACUCUUCCCACCACUGCAUCCUGCUUUGUCCAGCAGAGAAACAAGUCGGGUACUCUUGCCACCACUGCAUCCUGCUUUGUCCAGCAGCGAAACAAGUCGGGUACUCUUCCCACCACUGCAUCCUGCUUUGUCCAGCAGCGAAACAAGUCGGGUACUCUUCCCACCACUGCAUCCUGCUUUGUCCAGCAGCGAAACAAGUCGGGUACUCUUCCCACCACUGCAUCCUGCUUUGUCCAGCAGAGAAACAAGUCGGGUACUCUUCCCACCACUGCAUCCUGCUUUGUCCAGCAGCGAAACAAGUCGGGUACUCUUCCCACCACUGCAUCCUGCUUUGUCCAGCAGCGAAACAAGUCGGGUACUCUUCCCACCACUGCAUCCUGCUUUGUCCAGCAGAGAAACAAGUCGGGUACUCUUCCCACCACUGCAUCCUGCUUUGUCCAGCAGCGAAACAAGUCGGGUACUCUUCCCACCACUGCAUCCUGCUUUGUCCAGCAGAGAAACAAGUCGGGUACUCUUCCCACCACUGCAUCCUGCUUUGUCCAGCAGCGAAACAAGUCGGGUACUCUUCCCACCACUGCAUCCUGCUUUGUCCAGCAGCGAAACAAGUCUUGUACUCUUCCCACCACUGCAUCCUGCUUUGUCCAGCAGAGAAACAAGUCGGGUACUCUUCCCACCACUGCAUCCUGCUUUGUCCAGCAGCGAAACAAGUCGGGUACUCUUCCCACCACUGCAUCCUGCUUUGUCCAGCAGCGAAACAAGUCGGGUACUCUUCCCACCACUGCAUCCUGCUUUGUCCAGCAGCGAAACAAGUCGGGUACUCUUCCCACCACUGCAUCCUGCUUUGUCCAGCAGCGAAACAAGUCGGGUACUCUUCCCACCACUGCAUCCUGCUUUGUCCAGCAGCGAAACAAGUCGGGUACUCUUCCCACCACUGCAUCCUGCUUUGUCCAGCAGCGAAACAAGUCGGGUACUCUUCCCACCACUGCAUCCUGCUUUGUCCAGCAGCGAAACAAGUCGGGUACUCUUCCCACCACUGCAUCCUGCUUUGUCCAGCAGCGAAACAAGUCGGGUACUCUUCCCACCACUGCAUCCUGCUUUGUCCAGCAGCGAAACAAGUCGGGUACUCUUCCCACCACUGCAUCCUGCUUUGUCCAGCAGCGAAACAAGUCGGGUACUCUUCCCACCACUGCAUCCUGCUUUGUCCAGCAGCGAAACAAGUCGGGUACUCUUCCCACCACUGCAUCCUGCUUUGUCCAGCAGCGAAACAAGUCGGGUACUCUUCCCACCACUGCAUCCUGCUUUGUCCAGCAGCGAAACAAGUCGGGUACUCUUCCCACCACUGCAUCCUGCUUUGUCCAGCAGCGAAACAAGUCGGGUGAUCUGGGUCGUCUACAGUCCAAGCUAAAGUAG
Molecule: messenger RNA, 2862 nt
Organism: Oncorhynchus mykiss (rainbow trout)
Lineage: Eukaryota; Metazoa; Chordata; Actinopteri; Salmoniformes; Salmonidae
Source: RefSeq, a predicted model, not a curated record